AACGGCUCUUAGCUUUAUCCUGGUACUAGGUGUAUGUGUGCGGCGCGUUACGAAACGGUGAAAUGUACUGCGUAUGUUUAGGUCAUUGGAAAAUAUUUCUUUCGUAACUCUUUCACUAGUUAUUCUAAAUGAAGAUGGAACAACAUCAGUUGUCUAUUCUUAUCAUCCUAACGGCAUUGGUGUGGCUCACAUCUGCUGCAGUUCCUUCUCCUCCAACGAUAGUGAAGCAACCCCCCAUCCACGAGCAGUUGUACCAAGUGUCUGACACAUCUGAUGAGCAAGACAAACCUUUUAUACUGGAGUGUGAAGCGAAAGGCAACCCAGAACCGACAUAUUCUUGGAUCAAGAAUGGCGAAGAAUUUGAUUAUGUAGCAUAUGAUCGUAGGAUUAGCCAGCAGCCUCGCAGGGGAACUCUAGUCUUCACAAAACCAGAUGAUGUAGAUGAAGGCUUAUACCAGUGUUUUGCAUCAAAUAUUCAUGGGACAUCAAUGUCUAAUGCUGUCUUUUUAAGAAAAUCAGAGUUAAACUCCUUUCCUGAUGAACAUCCGAAAAAAAAGUACGUUUUGGAAGGUUCCCCUUUAACCCUAGACUGUAACCCUCCCACUGGAUAUCCAAAACCAACUAUUUUCUGGAUCAUACAGUCGCACAGUGGAUCCCUUCGAAGCAUUAACAAGUGAGUUAUUUUAAAAUGU
This is a messenger RNA of Limulus polyphemus (Atlantic horseshoe crab), 692 nucleotides long. Its product is annotated as neuroglian-like. Gene Ontology annotation, cellular component: plasma membrane; axon. Gene Ontology annotation, biological process: homophilic cell-cell adhesion; axon guidance; dendrite self-avoidance. The transcript is spliced from 4 exons. The record is from RefSeq and is a predicted model, not a curated record. NCBI's taxonomy places the organism in Eukaryota, Metazoa, Arthropoda, Merostomata, Xiphosura, Limulidae. Gene Ontology annotation, molecular function: cell-cell adhesion mediator activity. Bases 129 to 677 code for a protein of 182 amino acids.